UCAAUAUGAGAAUCACUAUUGGAGAAAAGGACUAGAGCCUAAUGUAACCUAUUUUUAGAGCCAACAAAUAAAACAAUUGUGGAGUGCCGGCUGUUGGCUAUACCAAUAAACAUCACUACAAUCAUUGAAAAAAUUAGAACGAUCCAUAAGUCCACAUUGGCAUUGCUUUAAUAGAAGUAGAGGUAAACAUCAUUCUUCUCGCAUUCACUUGAUCAGAGUUUCUUUCAGCAUUAGCUAAUACUUACACAUAGAGAUGGCCAAUUCAAGUCAUGUUAGGUCCAUUAGUUUUCCUUCUUGUUCCCCGCCAGAGUAUCUCAGAGUUGAGAUUGAGCUAAACAGGAUAAAAACUUGGGAAUCCUCAUCAAUUUCUUCCGCAGCAACUCCUCUUGGUUUAAACACAAUUCAAGAAGGCCUUGUAGGCCUAGCAGAGUUGUAUAAUUGUGUACAAGACCUUCUCAAGUCCCCUAGAACUCAACAAUCUCUCCUCAAACAUCAAAUGGGACGAUUAGCUGAAGAAGCCCUUGAGGCCUCUGUUGGACUAAUAGACUCAUGUGGCACGAUGAGGGAACUAGUCUUGAUGAUGAAAGAACAAGUGCAAGAUCUUCAAUCAGCAUUGAGGAGAAAAGUAGGAGAUUCAAGCAUACAAAAUUUCUUCAAUGCCUAUAUUAGUUUUAGAAAGAAAGUAAAGAAGGAUAUAGCCAAGAGCCUCAAAGCACUAAAACAGGGAGAAAACAAGAUAGAAUCAUCUACUCAAUUUUCUUCAGAUCAAUCUUUAUCUAAGCUACUUACAGUGUUAAGACAAGUAUCAGCCUUGACCAUCUCAGUCCAAAGAUCUCAACUUUAUUUCUUGUCUACGCCAGCUUCAAAGGCGAAGAAAAACGGGUGGUCAUUGAUCUUAAAAAUGCUUGUCACAAAAUCAAUGGCUUCUAAGGGAGAUGAAAAGACAAUCAAUGAAGUGGAAUGUGUUGAUUUUGCUCUUUGUUCUUACCUUCACAGCAGUGAUUUUAAAGUUGAUGUACCAAUGAUUCAGAGAAAAUUGAAGACAUUAAAUGCUGGUCUUGAGGCUAUUGAGGCUGGCACAGAGUGCUUGUCUAGGCUAUUAAUCAGAAACAGAGUCUGCCUUCUUAACAUCCUAACUCCUUAGAAAAUAUUGUACAUUAGUUCUAAUAUUUAAGGCAUACAUUUUUGUAAGGAUAUGCCUUUUCCUGAAAACCAAUUCUGUAAAAUUUGGAAGUGAAC
This is a messenger RNA of Lycium barbarum (goji berry), 1239 nucleotides long. RefSeq lists its product as uncharacterized. Gene Ontology annotation, biological process: shoot system development; root development. The record is from RefSeq and is a predicted model, not a curated record. The coding region runs from base 254 to 1144 and encodes 296 amino acids. The transcript has a single exon. Lineage: Eukaryota; Viridiplantae; Streptophyta; Magnoliopsida; Solanales; Solanaceae.